GCUAGUUUCCUCAACCAAACACUCAACUGAUAUUGUGUGAUAAAACUGGAAGUCAGCCGGCGGACGAGGGGCUGUUUGGUCAGAAAAAGCGCACGAUACCCGCCGCCCUCGUCGUCUCAAACAAACUCCACCGUUUCUGUGCUCAAACUUGCCUCACCGGCGAAGAAGACGGCGAAAAUCGUUGCUUUUAAAGCCACCAAAAGGCUGGUUUUUAUCUUGCUGUGGCUGUCGAAAGGCGGGGAAUACAAAGCGACGUGUGGUCAAAUCCAUUACAUUUUGGACUCAUUCAGGCAAAAACGGGAUUACUGCAAAGCCAGUUCGUGCUGCUGUGACUGGUCAGCGAUAGUACAUGGAUUAUCUGUGUUUCCGGGCACUGUGCUGUAAAGGACCCCCGCCACCGAGACCAGAGUAUGACGUCGUGUGUAUUGGCCUGACAGGUGCUGGAAAGACCAGCCUGCUCUCACGCCUCUGUAGUGAGGGCAGCGACGGCAUCGUUCCCACAACAGGUUUCAGCAUCAAAGCAGUGCCAUUUCCAAAUGCCAUCUUGAAUGUAAAAGAACUUGGAGGAGCUGACAACAUCAAGAAAUACUGGAGUCGUUACUACCAGGGGUCACAGGGUGUAGUCUUCGUAUUGGACAGUGCCUCAUCGGAUGAGGACCUCGAGGCAGCACGUAAUGAGCUCCACUCGGCCCUGCAGCACCCGCAGCUCUGCACACUGCCUUUCCUCAUCCUCGCCAACCACCAGGACAAGCCUGCUGCAAGGACGCCAAAUCAGGUGAAGAAGUACUUUGAGCUGGAGCCACUGGCCCGGGGGAAGCGCUGGAUCCUGGAGGGCAGCACCACCGACAACCUGGAGGCGGUGAAGGAGAGCUUUGGUCAAUUCAUCAGCCUGUUGGAGGACAAAGACACUGAGCCAGCAAGGAUAUGAAGCUUACGCUGCUAAUGCUAAGAGACAUUAGCAGCUGACGACAAAGAGGUACCACAUCCUGCUGGUGCCCAUGUACACACACACUCACGCACAGACACAAACAUGCACACACGAGAAAACACGGCAGAUGUUGGCCUCUCUGUUUGAGAAGUGUAUUGUAUGUUACCUUCCCUUCACUGCGCUCUCAUUUUGUUUUUUCAAAUUAGAGUGUGUGCACACGCCACUACAAGAGGAGAGCUGCCAUUAAACCCAAACAGUGUAAAGCCAGUUGUCAAGAAAAAUCAUUGAACUUUGCCAGAAAUGGGAAUCUUGUUUACUGCAGUCUGUGCCAUUGUGAUUAAACCAACGGCACAUGGGACAUGUGGCAAUCCUUUAGCCAUCAUUGGACACACACAUUCUCACCCUUAAACACACACUAUCACACACAAAGUGAAGCCCAGGUUGUCUGUAGAUAUGUUUAACAUCUCCAGUAAUUACUUUACAGGAUGUUUGGGUGGGCUUGGUUGAUGUUCUUUCCAUUGAGAAGCACGAUAUGGCUGUGCCUCUCUGUCUGACUCGCGAACAACGAAUGACGUUGUGUGAUCGGAGUCCGAAACCUUGUGUUAUGUACGGUAGUUACAUAUCGGUGCGUUAUGCCGUGUCUGAAAAUAUAAUCUGAAUAGUGUAGUCUGAGUAUCUCAUGGAGUAUUAUGUACAUGCAAACAGGCAUAUUGCUGUGUACCCUCCUACGCAGCCAUACACGAGUACUACUAAUCAUGUGACUAAGUGCUAGAUGACUUUAUGGAGACCAUUUGGAGGAAGUGGGAGCAAGUCUGAGUGCUUUUAUAAAUGUGCAACUUAGGAUAUAUUUUAUAGCUCUGUAUGUUAACCUCGUAGAGCUGCAUUCAGAUUUUUAUAAGUCAUACCAUACUUUUGAAUUCUUUUAAAUCAAAGACCAAAAAAGGAAAAAAAACAACAGUGAUUAUUGACUGGGCUGGAUGUAGCCACAAGGUAGAGAAAUGUGGUGGAUUUAGUUUCAUUUCAGUGUCCAGCAAUGUUUGUUUUAUUUUCUGUAUUUUUCCUGUAUUUUUCUUCCUUUUGAAUUUGACAUAAUCCCUCUCAACACCGGCCAGCAACUCCAGUCUCCCAUCAGGGUGGAAUACAAACUCUAUCAAUCAGCCACAGCAACAGCUGCAUCUGACAAGUCCCUGUCCGACACCCUAAUGCCUUCCAACUGUCUGUGAAGACCCCUCCCUGUCUGCUGUUUAUCGCGGACCCCAACCAACACCACCCCUCCAGUUCAGCUCCGCUCCCUGGUGGGUUUUUUUAUCCCAGAUGCCAUCGUUCAGCCUGGCUGCCCUCGUUCUGACUCCACCUCUCGAAAAUGAGUCGUGUUCGUUGUGUCACAGGUGUGUGCUCGUCCCCAAGAUGUGCUUCAGUCACGGAUAAUGUUCACACCUCCUCCGUGCGUGCUUUGUAUUUCUGUUGCUGCGGUUUUAUUCAGUAUUUUGUCAGGUUUUUAGAGAUUUAAUCACUUUUUGUACCUGACGUGAGAUCAGAGAGGUUGUUUUUUUACGGUCUGGAUGGAUCGCUGCAUUUGCUUGAAUGCAAAAUAAAACCAGACUUUUCAUAUCAUCUGCUCACACAUAGGUUUUAAAACAUUCACUUCAGUCUUUCUUUUUGUAUUUGUUUUUCAAUCAUGCGUUUUGUCUAAAAUAGCAAUUAAAGUUUUAAAAAUUGAAA
Molecule: messenger RNA, 2650 nt
Organism: Plectropomus leopardus (leopard coralgrouper)
Lineage: Eukaryota; Metazoa; Chordata; Actinopteri; Perciformes; Serranidae
Gene: arl15a
Product: ARF like GTPase 15a
Molecular function (GO): GTPase activity; GTP binding
Source: RefSeq, a predicted model, not a curated record